AUGAAGCAGCUGCCCGAAGAGCUACUCCAGCUCAUCUGCGAGAAUCUGUGCCCCUGGGGCUAUACCAGCUGCCGCGAAAUCGAUAAUACCUUGCUGGCCACUCUCAGAAGCCUCUCGCUGGCCAACAAGGCGCUCAGACGGAUCGCACAGCCUGUUAUGCUGCAGACCCUGAACUUCGAAAAGCGUCGCUGGUCACAAGUUCGAUCUCUACUUCGCCUCGUCUCGAAACAGCCUCACCUUGCCCGUUUCGUACGCGAAAUCACCGUUCCAGACUGGCUGUCGUACGAAGAAGAGGAGGAUGAGAAACACUCUUCAUUGUCGGCCACCGAGGCCCAUGUCAUUCAAGGCUUAGCCAAGGGGCUUCCAGCAUCACAAGAGCUACGACACAGGCUGCAUGCCGACCUCGUUGCAGGUUCCAAGGAUGCGGAGUUUACAAUGCUGCUCUCUCUCUGCUCAAAGCUCGAGUACCUUCAUGCAAAGCUUCCUGGGCCACUUGACAACUACUGGAUACAACAUUUUCUCGCUCAAGCUGCCGAGUCUGCAGCUGCGAAUUUGGGAUUUGCAGGCUUUCGAUGUCUCCGCCAUGUCGAAUUGAAUACAUCUGAAUCUGGCGGCCUUGAGCUGAUCACAAUUACGCCACUCCUAUGUCUGCCUGCAUUGAGGAAAUUAAGCUGCUGGGUGCUCAACUGUGAUGAACACGAAAUACCGGCCAUACGCUCUCCCAUCAAGAGCCUGCAACUCAGGCAAGCUUUGCUCGAAGAGGAAGGUCUGGGAAAGCUGCUCGCCGUAUGUCCGGAUGUUAACGACCUCCAGAUAGAAUGGGGAUUCUCCUUCAUCUCGCUACUCGGUGAUUAUGAUCGAUGGGGAGGUGUGUUGCGGAAAUUCGGAGCGAAACUGGUGUCUCUGUCCAUCGACAUCUCCGACUGCGAGGAAGAUGAAGAUCUUCCCAUCGGCACAAUUGGCGACCUCAGUUCAUUGUCGCGGCUCAAGACACUCACUUUGCCAUUCGACAGCCUGUGCGAUAGCGAGCUCUCUGUCGGAGACCAGCUUCCUUUACCCGACUUGCUCCCACCGUCUUUGAAGACCUUGUACGUCUGGUCAUCCGACACGCUAAACACACGUGCAAAGAUGAAAGCGUACUAUGACUUACAGCUGACCGGGUUGAUCCACGACACACGGUUUCAGGCACUGGACAAGAUUACUCUAGACCGAGUACCAAUGCUGAAAAUCGACUUGAAGGGUACAGAUUGGAAGCUAUCAAGGGAGGAAUCGAAAUGGGCCACGCUGAGCAGGUUCAAGUGGAAUGAAAAUUAA
Zasmidium cellare ATCC 36951 is the source of this 1314-nucleotide messenger RNA. RefSeq lists its product as uncharacterized. The transcript has a single exon. NCBI's taxonomy places the organism in Eukaryota, Fungi, Ascomycota, Dothideomycetes, Mycosphaerellales, Mycosphaerellaceae. The record is from RefSeq and is a predicted model, not a curated record. The coding region runs from base 1 to 1314 and encodes 437 amino acids.